CAGUACAUUUUAGUCUCCACUGAGACGUCGUACUGUGCGGUCGUAUCUCACAGUGACAAUUUGUUAACUACCGAUAAUUAAUCGUAUCGAGCUGUGCAAUUGUCGUAAAAUGUCUUCUCGAUUUCGUUGAACAAAUCGGUCAGUUAAAGUGAACUCGAAAAAAUUGUGAAAAACCAAAAGGACCGAUAUAAAAAAAUAGUGAAGAUCGUAGAUUUUGUGGAGCUGAGUGGAAUAAUUUGCUCUGAAAAAUAAUUUAAAAAUCAUUUUAAAAUGAUGCACGCGAUGAGCGAACAUGCAGGGGGCCCGGGCCUAGGUGUCGGUGUUCUUCCCUUCGAUGGUAUGGGUCUCUACGAACAGCCCAGGCCCCGAUUUGUCUUCAAGAUGCCCCGGGUUGUACCUGAUCAGAAGGCCAAAUUUGAGAGUGACGAGCUGUUCCGCCGUCUCAGUCGGGAGUGCGAGGUGAGAUACACCGGGUUCAGGGAUCGACCCUUGGAGGAGCGUCAAGGCCGUUUCCAAAAUGCUUGUCGUGAGGGUCACACUGAAAUUGCAUUUGCUGCAAUGGGAACUAAUCUACAAUUAACGUUUGGUCCUGCCGCUGGGACCUUCUCCGAGCCAGGACAAUGCGAUUUUGACAAGGAGCAUGGCAAGGUGCACAUAAGAUCAAGUCUGAUAAUGAACGGCGUGUGUGUGAGGUGGCGUGGUUGGAUCGACUUGGAGCGUCUUGACGGGGUCGGUUGUCUUGAAUACGAUGAGGAAGCUGCUGCUCACGAGGACGCUCAACUUCGCAAUCAAUUGACUCGCUACAACGAGCGACUCCGUCAAUUUGAGGAGAAACAACGGGCCUACAGAAAUGCCGCAGCUCAGCCACCGCAUCACAAUCACCAUCUCUCCCAUCAUCACCAUCUUGGCCAUCACGUAACCGGCAGUGGUACGGUAACUGGUGGUGUUGAGCCACAUCUUGCUCAUAGACAGGAUUCAGAAAUGGAGGUCAGACUUCGCGCUUACUAAAUAUGACAAACAAUAUACGACUUAUUAACCAAAAAUAAAAAUUAAAAUAAUAUCAUCGAUUGCAUAAUGUCAUUAGAAACAUGGUAGAUGUGUCAUAAACCGAGAUUACUCACGCGAACUUAGGAUAUAAAAUUGUUGUAUAGUUCUUUUUUUAUUAAUUGUAUUAUUUGUGACUCCCGUUACUGGAACUGACAUCAGCGCAGAGUCGAGGGGGAAAUUGAUUGGUCAAUGUUUGAUAUUUUUGGAAAUAUCAAGGGGUAAUAGACGGCCUCUAUUGUCUCGAAAUUAUUAUUAAAUUUUUUGAUUAAAGUUACUCAUCGUUAUUACCAAAAUAUUGAUGAGUUUGGCAGAAAAUUUCAUAAAUUUCGGACCCCGUUGGGCAUUUGGUUACCCUCCAACGCGUGUGAUAAGAGGAAUUCCAGGGUAAACCGGUGGAUGUUUACAUGGAACAUUGGAAUUCAAAUGAACUUGGACUUUUUUUGAAAAAAAUUACCGAACUUGUUUGAAUUGCGCAAGUGUUCGAUGUACAUUGACGUCCUUCGUUUUUUCUCGCAAUCCCUCCACAUGAAAAUCAAUGGAGAUGUGAUAAAUAGAUUAAUGAGUUUUUCGACGGUUCGUUAAUUUAAUAGAAAAUAUUAAAACAUAGUCAUUGUGCUAUAGCAGUGGUUUUUAAAAUUUUCUCAUUAAAUCACUCAUUUUCGAUAGGAUUGGGUAGCCAAAUAAAAAUAUCAAAAUUGACUCUGUCAUUUUACACCUUUGCUUCUGGAAUCAUUAGCAAUUGGAGACGGAAGAGCGAGUAAAUAGGGGAAAGCCCCGUUUUUGAGCCUCAUUGACACACGGUAAAUAAGGUCUUGCAGGUCCGACGGACAUCAGCACACACGAUGUGUCGCAUGAAUCAGACGAUUCCCAGUAUCCGGAUGACUCACUCUUUUUAUGUAUAAUUUUCAUUCAACUCUGUGCAUAUUUUUUUUUUUAAUAAAUCAGUGAGUAUUGUAUACUUUGUCAUUACGAUAGGUUGAACGAUCACUGCGUUCCAUGAUUUUGUUAUGUAUUGUAAAUAUUUGUAAAGAGUUUAUCAAUUAAAUAUAAUUUCUGAAUAACUACACGAGAA
This is a messenger RNA of Diachasmimorpha longicaudata, 2119 nucleotides long. RefSeq names its product protein big brother-like. Lineage: Eukaryota; Metazoa; Arthropoda; Insecta; Hymenoptera; Braconidae. Gene Ontology annotation, molecular function: sequence-specific DNA binding; transcription coactivator activity. Bases 271 to 1008 code for a protein of 245 amino acids. Gene Ontology annotation, biological process: regulation of transcription by RNA polymerase II. The record is from RefSeq and is a predicted model, not a curated record. The transcript is spliced from 3 exons. Gene Ontology annotation, cellular component: core-binding factor complex; nucleus.